UCAGAGUGUUUUGGCAAAUUUUAUUGUAUAUCGCGAUACAAAUCCGUGUUUUAGGGUGAUCGAACGUGAUCUUCUGGGCCGCGUUAUCAGCGAACGCACAUUUGCAAGGUUGUCGGGCGAGAUGAAGGACGCCCGUGAGUGCAUCCGUGGGGCAGUCGUCCUCUCCGUCGCGUUCUUGCUCAUCUUUACGUCGUACAACGCAAUCGAGAAUCUCGAAACGUCCGUCAUUCGUGGCGAGUGUCAGGGAUGUCUGUCGGGGUCUCCCACUGGCAUUUGUCAGUUUGGGGACGUUUGUCAAGACAAGGUCCAGUUUGCGUGCGACGAAGCGUGCGCGGCUCCAUUUCACGAGUGCUCCUCCUCCCUAGGGAGCACCAUCCUCGGCGUGAUCUACCUCACGUUUACAUUGAGUGCAUUCAUGGGACCGCUUAUUCCCAACUACCUUGGCAUGAAGAAGAGCAUGUUUGGCAGCGCGUUCAUUUACGCGCUUUUUGCCUUCGCCAACUUGAUCGUGGCGCUCAACCCCACCAACCAAGGUCUCCAUUGGGCAAUCAUGAUCCCGGCGGCAUUUAUGGAGGGCGUUGGGGCGUCGGUCCUGUGGAUUGCCCAGGCCACGUACUUGACGGAGCUGAGCGUGUUGUAUGCGAAAUUCAAGCACGAGCCGGUAGUGAGCUCGAUGGGGGUUUUCAACGGCGUGUUUUACAGCAUCUUUCGCAUGAGCGCCAUCUCUGGCAACAUCAUUUCGUCGCUUGUGCUGAGCUACUUUGUUUGGCCCGCGGAGAGCCUGUUUGUCAUGUACACGAUCAUUGGAAUGUUCGGCGCAGCCCUCAUGCUUGCCCUGCCAGCUUUGGCCAAACCAACUGGCAACACCGAGUUCGCCAAGCUCGUCCCGUCCAGCGACCCCGCCAGAUCGCCAACUGAUGGAGAAAGCUCAUCGCGCGGUGGGUUCUCGUUCCAAGCACUGUGGGCUGUCGCCACGGACAAUCGAAUGAUCGUGCUUGCUCCCGUGUUUAUUCUGAAUGGUCUCCAGCAAGGUUUUGCGACUGGUGAAUUCACAUCCAACGUGAUUCGGUCAUCUCUUGGCAGCGGCUCUAUCGGCUACGUCAUGGCGUUGUAUGGCGGGACCAACGUUGCUGCGUCCUACGGAUUUGGCAAACUCGCGGACAAAUACGGCCCCCUCAGCGGCCAGUUGGUCGGGUUUGCCGCGAUGCUGGUGGCGUUUUCGUUGUGCUACUGGGUCCCCGUCGCCAAGUGUGACGGUCAAUGGGCGCUUGUGGUGGUGGUUGGCGUGCUGCUCAGCCUCGGAGACGCCUCGUCGACAACCUUGACAAGCGUUGUGUUGGGCCAAGAGUUUCCGUCAGAUGCCGUGUCUGUGUUUUCGAUUUUUAAAGUGUUCCAGUCGGGGUCGGCUGCCGCGUCCUACUUUGGCUUUCGCUACUUGAGGUACGACCCCACAUGCCAUGGCACAGAGGGCGAUCCGAGACAAUUUUCGUGGAUCCAGUUUCAAUGGCCGGGUUGCGAUCUUGAUCAGCAUGGUGCUGAUCGCCACCGCGUCCUUCGUGGUCUAUUCCAAGAAGUUUCGCCGUGCGCCGAAUGGAGCGUUCUAGCGUUUUCAAUGAGCACGGCUCGAUCCAAAUGGAUGGACGCCGGAUCCAGGCUCCCCCCUUAGCACCCGUAACAGUGUGACACCUGCCCGCGUUGGUUCACCCGGCAGCCACAUGUGAAACGCAUAACGCUUUGCCCUCUUCAUUUCGGUGGUGUUCUAGUGUCGCAGGGUCGCGCGAGGAAAGCAGGGCCGAAU
This is a messenger RNA of Aphanomyces invadans, 1798 nucleotides long. RefSeq lists its product as hypothetical. Lineage: Eukaryota; Oomycota; Saprolegniomycetes; Saprolegniales; Verrucalvaceae. The record is from RefSeq and is a predicted model, not a curated record. The coding region runs from base 122 to 1666 and encodes 514 amino acids. The transcript has 11 exons.